AUGAAAUGGCCCAAAACGUGUACUAACGUGGUUAUCAAGACAUGGCCGUGUCGUGGAAGCGAUUGUCGAGUGGAUUUCGGAGACUGUGUGUCCGUGUUGCGAGCCAAAAGAAUGCAACGACCAACCUGCCACAAGUUUGUCAAAGGCUCUCUGUUCCUUGUCAGGAUGCCUUCUGGGAGCGAACUGAGAGUCAGACGAGUUCCAAGCAGUACUGUGAGGGAUCUUUGCAACAACCAAGCUCGAGGAAUAGACAUUGAUUGCGGGCGAGAUCCAGGCCCUGCCAUCGUCGGGUCUCCAGCGUCGAGAAGGAAAAGGAGCAGCGGAGUAGCGUUCGGUGCAGAGAGAAGUGAACAGAACAUCACACUGCCCGAUCGUUUUAAGGGAUUGGAUGAAUCAGAUGAUUGGAGUAAAAGCGAACUUAAAAAUUCGUAUGAACAACUUCAUACAGCAAAUUCUAGUUCGCGUUUGUUUCCCACGUCUACACUAUUUGAUAAAAUCUACCAAUUGCUCAACGAAACUAUAAAUUUCGACCUCGGGUACGGAUCUGAAGUGAAAGGGAAAAAUAUCAUCAGAAAAGAUAAGUUUGUUCCGGAAUUAACCAAAAGUAUGGCUUUAGCAGCAGCAGUAAAUUGUCUCAAAGGUAAAUCGUGUAACUUAGGCGAAAAUGCUAGAGAUAAAGGAUCAUCAGUUUCCGGAGGCAAUAUGAACGAGCCUUUAUCAAGCCAAGGCAAGUUAAACGAAGAAUUAGAAACCCCGAUGCCCUUUGAUAAUUCUCCCCAGGGGAGGCUCAAAAGACAGUUUAAUUUCAAUGAAGACGAAACUACCAAUGACACUCUCUGCGCAGUAAGUUUCCCUGUGAAUAUCCCACUUCCCCUUUCAGCGACCUAUAGAAUAGUGUAUGUACGUAUAAAUGUGUGCACCUUCAUCAUAGGCCUUAUACCUAUCUUUAUCAAGGAAAUCAUGCCAGACCCGGAAACACCCGAAGAGACCACCACUACUGUAAUUCCCCCUCCUGUUAUCACAUUCCCUACGCCUCCUUCAACAUCCACUUCUUUUACCACAACCACAACUUCUCCCUCCACUGCGCCUACCACUCUCCUUACCCCUACUCCCUUGCCGCUGCCGAGUGUUGAGGCCCGGGUGAGAGCCGUCAUCCCCUUCUGCACUGGAGCCGGGUACCUGAGCCUGGUCCAGCGAUUACAGAGGCUUGUCAACCGUAACAAUGGGCGUCCCCUGAGUCCCGUGGCUGCUUUACUUGCAAGCGGUAUUAAUUACUGCAAGUAUGGCCUGGGUACACCCGAGAAUACAGUGGGCAAGGUUCCAGAGGCUCCGUUGAGCUUCCAGAUUCCUGCAGGCCUCCAGAUUUUAUUGAACGACGAUGAGGCACAAGUUUCUUCAUCUCCUCCCAAGCGCUGGCCAGGCAUUAGUCACCCAGCCCUAUACCUUUAUCAGGGCAACAAUACUCCUCCUCCACCUAUGCAGCCCGUCCCUCGCCCGCCUCCCACUGUCCCCACGGUUGUGAUCUUCAAUGACACUGUCAUUUCCUAUACAACAACGCUUAGUCCAGGGAUGCCUGGUGGUGCCGGGAGUGAAGGAACCGCUCCGGAGGCUGACGAUGGUGAUGCAGGACCCGAUAAACCCGAUCAAGGUUUUGGUGAAGAUGAAAACGACGACGGUGUUACGACAGAGUCGGGCGAAAAUAAGGAGGAAGUUACAUCGGACGAAGAGGAAAACUCGGGGCCUCAGCCAGUAACAGAAACAACAUUAAAAAACCGUAGUUCUUUCUCGUGUGGUGGGGCACUUAUAUCUCCCUAUCACAUCCUAACUGCCGCUCACUGCCUUUUGAGCGAGCGCGUCUCUGAGGACGGUGCACCUCAAUUUCUCAAGCCAUCGGUAGUAAGACUGGGUGAAGUGGAUUUCGAGCGCGUGGAUGAGAGCCAAGCCUUUGACUACGAGGUAGAAGCCAUCCAGGUUCAUGAAGGAUAUGCCCUUCCUGCUAGGUACAACGACAUAGCAAUAAUCACGUUAAAGUAUGAGGUCAACCUAUUUCAUCGUUUCUCGCAACGAUCGCAUUUUCAUAACACUUCCGAGGUCGUAGACAAACCUCCGUACGAGAAACUGCGGGUGCCCGAAACCACUCGUAACGUUCCUCGGGCGACCCUCCUCUGCUCAUAUCAGCCUCAUAAAUACCUUUAA
Messenger RNA from Penaeus indicus, 2196 nucleotides. RefSeq lists its product as uncharacterized. The record is from RefSeq and is a predicted model, not a curated record. Gene Ontology annotation, molecular function: serine-type endopeptidase activity. Lineage: Eukaryota; Metazoa; Arthropoda; Malacostraca; Decapoda; Penaeidae. Gene Ontology annotation, biological process: proteolysis. The coding region runs from base 1 to 2196 and encodes 731 amino acids. The transcript has 9 exons.